Messenger RNA from Rosa rugosa (rugosa rose), 1155 nucleotides. RefSeq lists its product as uncharacterized. Lineage: Eukaryota; Viridiplantae; Streptophyta; Magnoliopsida; Rosales; Rosaceae. The transcript is spliced from 3 exons. The coding region runs from base 1 to 1155 and encodes 384 amino acids. The record is from RefSeq and is a predicted model, not a curated record.
AUGACUUUGGAGAAAGAUAAUUUGAAGAAAAAACUGAACGAAAAGGAACAGGAGAUAAGAUAUAUGACUUUGGAGAAAGAUAAUUUGAAGAAAAAACUGAACGAAAAGGAACAGGAACUAAGGAAAAUCACGGAGGACAUGGUGAAUCUGGAGGAACGAAAUACUACACUUGUGACCGAGAAUUUCUGCCUUGCAUCAUCGGUGAAGGAGUUAGAGAUAAAAUUGAAGGAAUUGGAGCAAAUGUUGAGCCCAAAGACUCACACCUCAACAGCAGCUCAGCAGCACAGCUCCCCACCACCUAACUCAGCAGAAGAAAACACAGAAAAGAAAGAUCAAUCGACUGUUGAGGAAGGUCAGUCCCAUGGGUUCUGCACAGUCGAAGAAUCUGCAGCAGCAGCAGCAGCUCAAUCUCCACCUCACUGUACAGUGGCAGAAGAAACUCAAUCGACACCUCCAUCACACAAGGAAAAGAAAGAUCAAUUGACUAUUGAGGAAGGUCAGUCCCAUGGGAUCUGCACAGUCGAAGAAUCUGCAGUAGCAGCAGCAGCUCAAUCUCCACCUCACUGCACAGUGGCAGAAGAAACUCAAUCGACACUUCCAUCACACAAGGACUCACAGUUCCAGAGCCCCACAGUCCACAUGCUCACAGUGGCAGAAAUGGAACAACAAGCUGACAUGUUUCAGAUAGUGAAAAGUCCUAUAGUUGAAGAAGCAUCUCAACUUCGUACGUUGAGCAUAGAGAAAGAGAAUAAGACACCAGAGCAGAGCAAAAAGGGAGAGUUAACAAUGCACCUUACACAGCAACAUUCUGGGGAAACGAUGGUAGAACAACAGAAGUUGGACGAUGUACCAGAGGAUGUUCUGGAAGCAAUAAGACAGAUGGACGCUGCAGAAAAUGCACAAAUCAAUAAAGAGCAAGAAGAGAAACAGCUACCUCCUGAGGUCGUAGACUGGGAGAAGAGCAAAGUAUACAAUUUUAUGGACCAGGACACCAAGAGGAGAGUCCAGAAAUACUGGCAAAAUGCACCAUCAGGAGUACUUCUGGGAUGGAAGACAGUAUGGAGCACAGGUUUCAAGACAGGAUUUAAAAGACAUGAUCAUGGACGAACCGAUAGCAAGCAAUUGCAUCGAAUGUUAUGGAAUUCUCUUGACUGA